CUAGCUUAUUGUUCGCUAGCUUGACUUAGGCUUUAGGAUUCUUGAUCAUGUGACGUAAUGAGGCCUCGACGGGGAGUUUGCAUUGAUACCAAACUUUUCAAGUUCCAUAGCUGACAAACACUCCAUGGAAGGCUGCUAAACACUCUGUGGAAGGCUGUCUCGCACUCCAUGAAAGACUGAGUAUCCCUGUUAUUAGAAGUUACAUUUAUCAUGCUUAUAAAUUUCUGUGACAGCCGACUUUAUCCCAAAAUAAGUUGUGAUAAAGUGACCAGGGAUGGACAUGAGGUGGAGAAUUUGAUUUCGAAUGACUGGUCACAGAGACAGCGGGGUUUUCUGGGAGAACACUUCAUCAGACCCCCUGUGACUGUUACCCUAUCAUUUCCUUGUAACAUUGAGAUAAAGUGUAUUGUUAUAAAUCCCUGUGUGAGUGCCCAGAGGUCAUCUGGAUUAGAAAUCUACAGUAGGAGUAACCAGGUGACAUCCAGACCGGGUCCACUCUGGGAACACGUUCCUCAAAUCCCAUCAAAGGAAAAAAAUGCAUAUGAAUUCAUAGCUAGUGCAGUGUUUACCCCUAUUGGAAAAGUGCAACUUUCAGACCCAGGAAUUGUAUAUUUUGAAAAUCGAUUAUUUCAGCAUAAAUCUGCAAAUGAAAAGGAGCAAAUUCCUAAGUCACAGUGUCAACACAUCAUUGAACUACGGGGCAGAAAUUUGAGGGCAUUAAAUUUUGUAAGUGACCUUAAUAUCCGGGUUACAAGAACAGCAUCAGGACAAUCUGUUGCGAUUAAAAAUAUCGAAGUCUGGGGUCAACCUUCGAAAUCAGUUCCAAAGCCACUCAGAGAUAAAAUAGAAAAUCUGUUUUGUGAAAGUGCUUUACCCAAUGUAGUGGAUACAAAUAUACAAAGAAGCAUUUCUAUGACCCAGACUGCAGACAGAAAGUCAACAGCAGAGAUUUGUGUUCAGACAUCGAAUGAGCUCAUACAUUUAGAGAACGGAAUGGAAGUCCCAGAGGAUUUUGUCGAUUGUAUUACAUGUGAGAUUAUGACUGUACCAAUGCUGUUACCAUGUGGUAAAAAUAUUGACCAAUCCACUUUAGAGAGACACAAUUCAGUAGAGGCAUCAUGGGGUCGACUGCCCAGUGACCCCUUUACAGGAGUUACUUAUAAUGACCAAAAUAAGCCAUUGCCAAACACACCUCUGAAAGUUCGUCUGGAUAAAUUUUUGCUUGAAAAUAGUCUACAGCUUCAGCAUAUACCAAAAACUCUAGGCCGAUACUCAGAUAAUUGUUCUGCUUACCAGAAAAAUGGACCUAAUUUAAGUAGGCUAGUUGAAAGUCAUGAAAACAUUUCUAGGUGUAGGGCAGACAAUAUCGUGAAUGACCAAGGUGAGUCUGCCAUGAAUGAAAUACUUCAGAUUAGGAAGAGAAAGAAAGUAUGUUUACAUUCUGAUAUCAAGGACAAGCGGAACAGAAAAACAGAGCCAUCGAUUCCUGGAAGUGAUGCAUCAGAGAACUGUCACAGUGAUUUAAAUAUUAUAGAUCUUACAAAAGAUGACAUGACAUCGGUUACCAUGGUAACAGGAAAGGGUCAGUCUGUGUCAUUAAAGACAAAAUCUCAUGAGGAGGAAUUAAAGGAGAGCAUCGACUCGGCAUUCAGUGCUGUUCUGAGCCAGUUACCGUCCUUCACAAAAUCAGAACGGAAUGUUGAAGACGAAGCUGGGCCUUCAUCAGUGGUUAGGCAUUCUCAGAGCCACUGUUCAAACUGUGAGGGGCAGUGUGGCUCCAUGUACAGGGCCCCAUGUGGCCAUCUGUUCUGUAGGAAAUGUGUGCUGAAAGAUACCAACAGGUGCUCCGUGGUGUUGGAUAAAAUGUGUCAGAAGUCUUGGAAAUCAAGUGAAAUCUGUAAGGUUCAUUAGAUAACAAUACUCAGCAGGAGUUCAAAUGAAAUUUACCAGACAACUUGAUAUUCACAUUUUCUAUCUGUGAUACUGCUUUAUGCAACAAUUAUCAAGGAGAUUUAUAUGAUCUGUUUGAUUGAGCUCGGUAGCUUUGUCUAUAAAUGUUCAUUAAAGGUAAUUGCAAUUAGUACAAGUUGUAUGGUUGAACAAAGUUUGUGAAAAACUG
Ostrea edulis (European flat oyster) is the source of this 2119-nucleotide messenger RNA. Its product is annotated as RING finger protein 37-like. The record is from RefSeq and is a predicted model, not a curated record. The transcript has 3 exons. Gene Ontology annotation, biological process: protein polyubiquitination. Bases 211 to 1911 code for a protein of 566 amino acids. Gene Ontology annotation, molecular function: ubiquitin-ubiquitin ligase activity; ubiquitin protein ligase binding. Lineage: Eukaryota; Metazoa; Mollusca; Bivalvia; Ostreida; Ostreidae. Gene Ontology annotation, cellular component: nucleus.